Messenger RNA from Centropristis striata (black sea bass), 1263 nucleotides. It is a transcript of the gene srsf3b, whose product is annotated as serine and arginine rich splicing factor 3b. The transcript is spliced from 6 exons. Gene Ontology annotation, molecular function: RNA binding. The record is from RefSeq and is a predicted model, not a curated record. Bases 26 to 619 code for a protein of 197 amino acids. Gene Ontology annotation, biological process: mRNA splicing, via spliceosome. Gene Ontology annotation, cellular component: nuclear speck. NCBI's taxonomy places the organism in Eukaryota, Metazoa, Chordata, Actinopteri, Perciformes, Serranidae.
CCCUGCUCACCUUAACAAACGUAACAUGAUUUUCCGUCACGCCAUUUUCCAUCGACACGGAGAGAAGCAGGCAGAGAAGCGCGGAGUCGGAGCUGUGAUUUGCAACGAAAACGAUCCAGUCAUGCAUCGGGACUGUCCUCUAGACUGCAAGGUCUAUGUUGGAAAUCUGGGCAAUAAUGGAAACAAGACAGAGUUAGAGAGGUCAUUUGGCUACUAUGGUCCUCUCCGUAGUGUUUGGGUUGCCAGGAACCCUCCUGGCUUCGCCUUUGUAGAAUUUGAAGAUCCCAGAGAUGCAACUGAUGCAGUGCGUGAACUUGAUGGAAGGACAUUGUGUGGUUGCCGGGUGCGAGUAGAGUUGUCCAAUGGUGAGAAACGCAGUCGCACCCGUGGUGCUCCCCCUCCAUGGAGCAGACGCCCUCGAGACCGUGAUGACUACAGGCGUCGCAGCCCACCACCCAGGCGAAGAUCUCCACGCAGGAGGAGCUUCAGCCGCAGUCGAAGCAGGUCUUUCUCCAGAGACAGGAGGAGGGAGAGGUCCCUCUCCAGGGACAGGAACCACAAACCUUCCAGGUCCUUCUCACGAUCGAGGAGCCGCUCCAGGUCUAACGACAGAAAGUAGACUGUCAGAUUUAAAGGGAGCAGAAGAUAAACGGUUGUACAGGCCGUUUGAAACGAUUGAAGUCAAUGUGGCCGUGUGGCCAUUUUUGUGUUGGGUUUUUUAAACAAUCAAGCAUUUUAGUGUCCUUCCCCUUUACUUGUUAAGCUCAUUUUCACAUACAUUAUGUGGGUGUGUACAGGUGUUACGCCUCACCUCAGUCCUUCUUGUCAGUCCUGAAACAGUUGUGCUACCCAGCAUUCCAGUUCACCAGUUAAUCUCCUGAGAGUUUUGUUUUUUGUCAAUGAAUGUAUUGUGUAGUUUGACAUAGUGUGAGUAGUUAUUUUUCAACGCCAGCAUUUUUUAUUUUGAAGUAAGGUUUGGGAUUAUUUAAAAGAGAGUCCCUCCUUUUUGAUUGUCUGUAAAGCCAACUGAUUUUCUAUGCGCUACUUUCUUACUUCACACUGAAGGUUCCCAUCUGUUAAUGGUUGGUUGUUUGUAAUAAACACACCCCCAGCGUUCAAAAAUGCAAAAAACUAUGGCAUUGAUUUAGAGAAAAUGUGCAAAGAACAUGGCUGGUUUUUGUCUAUAAAGUUUCCAUUAUUUUUCUUUUGUUUGAUACAAUGUGAUAUGGUCUCUCAUUAAAGAUACCGGUUGAUUACAAAACA